Molecule: messenger RNA, 611 nt
Organism: Drosophila ficusphila
Lineage: Eukaryota; Metazoa; Arthropoda; Insecta; Diptera; Drosophilidae
Exons: 4
Coding region: 61-603 (180 amino acids)
Source: RefSeq, a predicted model, not a curated record
UCGCACAUUUUCCUAAAAAUAAAGGAGAAUAUUCUCAGAAAUAUUACAAUCUUAUCGGCAAUGCCACUGAAGUUUUACCGAUACUGGCUGCCGUUGCUCCUGUUCGCUUGUCAUUUGUUGGCUGAAAUUCCGCAGUGUUUUCAUUUUACGUGGGUUGGAGCCUACGAAAAUCAUUCAAACAUUCAGAAGGAAACCUGCGAUUCCAGAGUGGGCGACUUUAAUGACAUACCAUGCGAAGAACCUUUGGUUGUGACACCUGAUGAUACAGUGCCCGAUGUGAAGGCUCUUUGGCAGAACUCCACAGAGGACCGCGAGAACUUUCUGUGCCAAAUGUCGCCCGGUCGGUCAUGCGUGAAAUACUCGUACAUAUUCAAAGGCGGAAUACAGAACAUCACGUACAUGUGCGCCAAAGUGAACAGCAGCAAUGGGUGCUAUCGACAGACCCAUUCCACGGGAAUGGUUGUGGAGGCCUGUGUCUGCACCUCCCGCGUGGGUUUGAUACCCUGUAAUGGCUGCUCAAAUAUCCAACUCAAUGGUGUAAUGGGCUGGGCUCUUUGUUUGCUCGGCCUUUAUCGAUGGCUAAAUAAAUAUCGAAUAGUUUGAACUGCAAA